AUGUAUGGCUGCGCGAGCUGGGCCACAGAUGCCUCGGAGGAGCAACAACAACUGCUUUCCGAAUCUUCCACUGAAGAUGAAAAAAUUAAAGGGGCCAUAGCGGAGUUCAUGAACGUUGCAAGUGUACUGCAAGGUCAGAUAUUUGGCCCUAUUCUGAAGACACUGGUGGACGCGAUAAGGACGAGUGAACUCAACAUGGAAACACAGUUCUGGUACCUGCGGUCAAUGCUGGAGUGCGCCAAGACAGUCGUGCUCAACGAGCCUCUCAUCACUGGGGCCAAAGGGGCUCCCAAGAGCAGUCAGGCGGCUCAAAAUCCCGUGCUCUUUCGCCAGGUGGCUGAGCGUUAUGGAAAGUUGCGUCAAACAUUCCGUACAUUUAAGUUGUGCUUGGAGGAGGAGUUGUUGUUAUCGGAGAAUGCCAUACGACGAUCGCUCGUCACGUGCUGCGUGCACUGCCUUCAUGCCUUCACGACGUUUUAUGACGCCUUUGAAGCGCGACAUCAUACUCGACUUAUUCCGUCUGACGAGCAGCGGGACGCUUCGAUUCAUCCUUUGCUGCAGCUUUUUGAUACAGUCAAGGGACAAGGCAAGCAGGAGUAA
Trypanosoma cruzi is the source of this 600-nucleotide messenger RNA. RefSeq lists its product as uncharacterized. Bases 1 to 600 code for a protein of 199 amino acids. The transcript has a single exon. The record is from RefSeq and is a predicted model, not a curated record. Lineage: Eukaryota; Euglenozoa; Kinetoplastea; Trypanosomatida; Trypanosomatidae.